Chiroxiphia lanceolata (lance-tailed manakin) is the source of this 3071-nucleotide messenger RNA. RefSeq names its product toll-like receptor 2. Gene Ontology annotation, molecular function: transmembrane signaling receptor activity; triacyl lipopeptide binding; protein binding. The transcript has a single exon. Bases 1 to 2637 code for a protein of 878 amino acids. Gene Ontology annotation, biological process: toll-like receptor signaling pathway; immune response; inflammatory response. Gene Ontology annotation, cellular component: membrane. NCBI's taxonomy places the organism in Eukaryota, Metazoa, Chordata, Aves, Passeriformes, Pipridae. The record is from RefSeq and is a predicted model, not a curated record.
AUGAGGGUCCUUCCCGUCUGCCUUCAUCUCUACUUCGUUUCUUUCUUAUUCAGUGGAGCACAUGGAUUCCUAACGUGGAGAAUACCCACAGCCUUCCCAGUAGUUUAUAACUACUCCUAUUCCAACCUCUCCUCUGUCUCAGAAGCACAAGCCCCCAAAACAGCAAGAGCUCUCAAUUUCUCACAUAACGUCAUCGAAAAAGUAACCAAGAGGGACUUAGAAGGUUUUGAGGCGCUGGAAGUUCUGGACCUUUCCUACAAUCGGAUUCGGGAUGUUGAGCCCAGUGCACUCCAGAGCCUGCUCAGCCUGGUUUCUGUGAAUUUGUCAUUCAAUGACGAGAAGCUGCUUCUGUCAGGUCUCCCACCCCACCUGGAGCUCUCAGCCACUGGCAACGCCUCGGGGUCUUUGCAGCUUUCCAAGCAUCCUGGCAAGUCCCCAGAGGCUGCUCCGGAGCCUUCUGUGCCCACCGAGGAGCCGCCACCUUCCAGACAUCCUCCUGUCCUGGAAAACCUUAACCCCAGGCUCAGGCGGAGCGCUGGGGAUCUUCUCCGGAAGGGAGGGACAAACACAACAGUGUUUCCAGCGUUUCCAACAGCCACACCGAGGCCCAGCCUCUGCGGAACUCCGAUCAACGGGACACUGGAUCUGUCCCACAGAAACCUCUCCGAGGACGAGCUGAUGCUAAAACUGGAUGAGGACGCCUGCCAAGCUGAGCUGGCCAGCGUUCUGGAGCUUGACAUCAGUCACAACGACCUGAAAAUGGACCUCGUGUCGCUGUUCGUCCUGUUCCUGCCGAUGGAAAACGUGCGGUCGAUCGACGCCAGCUCCAGCAAUUUAACCAUCAACAUCCUGGAUGUGGGGGCCAUCUGCAAGUUCCCAUUCCACCAGCUCUUCUUCGUCAACAUCAGCCACAACCCCAUCAACAGCCUGGACACGCUGUGCCUCCCUUCCACCAUCAAGGAAAUCGACUUGUCCUUCACCAACAUCAGCCAAAUCCCCCGGAAUUUCGCUGCCAAACUGCUUAACUUGGAAAACAUGUACGUCCAAGGAAAUCACUUCAUCUACACGGCCUCUCCGCACAGCGGGAACGCACUUCCAACGUGUGUCCCUCCCCCUGGGACCGUGCACAUCGAAGCCAUUUCCCUUGUCAGGACCCAGUUCGGGACACCCAUUGAAAGCCUUCCCAAGAAAGUGAAACACCUGGGCAUGUCCAACUGCUCCAUCGUGGAGCUGCCGGAGUGGUUUGCUGACACCAUGGAAGAAUUGCUAUUUUUGGACCUCAGCCACAACCGCAUCUCUGCGCUUCCCAACUUCCCUCCCUCCCUGAGGCACCUCGACAUCAGCAACGGCGACAUCAGGGUCAUCCCCCCCAGCCUGAAAUCCCUCUCCAACUUAACAAUGUUUAACAUCCAAAACAACAAAAUCACGGAGAUGCACGUGGAGUAUUUCCCAUCGGCUCUGAAAACCUGCGACAUCAGUAAAAACAGGUUGAAGGUGCUGUCCUUAACCAAGGCCCUGGGGAACCUGGAACACCUCAACGUUUCUGGGAACCUGAUUGCCCGGCUGGAAACCACCGACCCCCUCCCUGUGCUCACCAGCCUGGACAGCAGCCACAACCUCAUCCCAGAGCUGCCCGACAGCCUCGGGGAUUCCCUCCUGGCGCUGAAGUAUCUUAAUUUAUCGGGGAAUAAGAUCUCCUUUCUGCAGCGUGGCUCCCUCCCAGCCUCUCUGGUGGAGCUGGACAUCAGCGACAACGCCAUCACCACCAUCGUGGAGGACACGUUCGGCCCGCUGACGAGCCUCAGGGUCCUGACUGUCCAAGGGAGACACUUCUUCUGCACCUGUGACUCCUACUGGUUCGUGAACGUCUACAUCCACCAGCCCCAGCUGCAGAUCAGGGGCAGGGGGGAUGUGAGGUGCAGCUUCCCCCCGGACAGGAGGGGCUCCCUGGUGGAGAGCAGCCGCCUGACGCUGCUGCGCUGCUCCCUGGGGCUCCAGCUGGGAAUCACCGCCGGCACCGCCGCCCUCGCCGUGCUCCUGCUCACAGCCCUGUGCUGGCACUUCCACGGGCUCUGGUACAUCAGGAUGGGCUGGUACUGGUGCAUGGCCAAGAGGAGGCAGUACGAGAAGAGGCCUGAGAACAAGCUCUACGACGCCUUCAUCUCGUACAGCGAACACGACGCCGCCUGGACCAAAGAGAACCUGCUGGAGAAGCUGGAGAACGACGGGUUCAAGAUCUGUUACCACGAGAGGGAUUUCAAACCGGGGCACCCCGUGCUGGGGAACAUAUUUUACUGCAUAGAGAACAGCCACAAGGUCCUGUUUGUCCUCUCCCCCAGCUUUGUGAACAGCUGCUGGUGUCAGUACGAGCUGUACUUCGCCGAGCACCGGGUCCUGAAUGAGAACCUGGAUUCCCUCAUCAUGAUCGUGCUGGAAGACCUCCCGCCCCACAGCGUCCCACAGAAGUUCAGCAAGCUCAGGAAGCUGCUGAGAAGGAAAACCUACCUGAAGUGGAGCCCUGAGGAGCACAAGCAGAAGCUGUUCUGGCAUCAGCUGAGAGCGGUCUUAAGGACAACCAACGAACCCCUCGUGAGAGCAGAGAACGGAGCCGCUCAGGAGAUGUACGAGCUGGAAUGAGACCUGAGGAACUGGGAAGGUUGUGCCUGGAAAGCCUGUGGUCAAACAGAAGUGUUUACCUCCUGCAAAGGUCCAGUGGUGCCACAGGGUUUGCCUGGAUCAGCCCCAGGAGAGGUCACUGGCGGCACUGUCGCACCUGCGUUAUUCCCUCUGAUAAAGGAAUCCCGAAGGGAUGAGACCCAAGUGCUGAGAAACAGCCUUUUCUUCCCAGGUGCUUGAAUUUCUCCAGCUAUUUCCAGCAUUUCUGCAAGUGCAGUGGAUGCCACCUGAAGGGAAGAACAGCUCAGGUCACACUGCAUGUCCUCGCUGCUUUUUGAGGUGGUUGCAGUGAUAAGGGAUGUAAAGAUUCCCAGAGUAAAGAUUCCUGGUUCCAGGACAGCCUAAGGUGGGAACACACCUGUGUGCAGGGAAGAAAGCCACAAGCCAGGCUGGCA